UCAGGUCUCCAUGACCGUCUUUACGAGCGGUGACUGUCCCGUGAUUUUUUUGUGAUAACAAAGGAAGGAGGUUCAAAGAAAUUCCACAUAAAUUAUAAAGCAAACAAUUUUACAUUGUUGCUUCUGGUAUGUGUGGAAUGGGGGAAGAUGAAGCAUCUUUCUGACCCAGUGGACAGAUAAUGUGGACCAUGCGGAACCAGCAAUGCCUAUAAAUAUUAGAAAUGAAAGUCUGGAGGGUAUUUCAUUGACACUUAAUCUGGAGAAGGGUAAGAACACCAUGUUCUAAUAUUAGAUAGUCAUGUCACAGCUGGUGUUUAUCUUGGUGUUUCAUGCGCUCACAUUUCUUCAAAUCUCAGCAGAGGAAGAAUGCCAAGUAUCUGAAGUGUUGAAGCUGAAGGAAGAGAUUCGUAAGCUGAAUAAUAAAUUGCUGAUUGGGGAAUGGAAAGUUAUGCAUCUGCGUAAUCACCGACGCUUCAAGCUGAUUCCCAACCUGGAACUAUCACUGGAACACAAGACGACCCCUGAAAACAACACUGAACCUUCACCCACCCUACCAAGUACUGGAGGCUCAUUAUUAGUUCAUGACAAAGAUUGUUCGGAGUUAUAUGACAGACUAAAACCAGGGAGCGGAUUCUACAGGAUUAAACCCAAACUGUCAGUUGAACCAUUCCUUGUGUACUGUGAGAUGGAAGAUGGUGGGGGCUGGACUGUGAUUCAGAAACGGAUCAAUGGGAAAGUUGAUUUUGACAGAAAGUGGGAAGAUUAUAAAAAUGGAUUUGGUGAUUUUCAGUCAAGCAAAGAUGAAUUCUGGCUUGGGAAUGAUCAUAUUCAUGCCCUGCUCAAUGAUGGUGAAAAUGUGAUGAAAAUUGAACUGAUGGACUGGAAAGGAGAGAGAUCCUAUGCCAUGUACGACAACUUCAGAGUGUCAGAUGAAAAAGAUAAGUACAGGCUGCACUACGGGAUGUACAGUGGUCAGGCAGGAGAUGCACUGUCCGGAGGGGCCAAUAUGGUGGAGCAGUGGUCAGCCUCUCAUAACGGCAUGCAAUUCAGCACCCGGGACCAGGAUCACGAUCGCUACCUGCAAGGAAACUGUGCUGUUGAGAACAGGGGGGGCUGGUGGUAUAACAGGUGUCAUGCUGCCAAUCUUAAUGGGAGAUUUUACAGAGGUGGAGAGUACAAAGCCAAGCAUGAUAAUGGUGUGGUCUGGGGCACCUGGAGAGGACUGUGGUACUCUCUCAGACACACAGCCAUGAAGGUCCGGCCCAGCUCCUACAUGGACAACUUAGGGAGUGGAGUAGGACCUAUUGAGUAGCACAACAGUUGUGUAUUUUACAGUGUAUUAACUAUAAGAUUUACAAGGUAUGUGCCAAAAAUAAGAAAAGGAUCUUGUAGGGACAAAAGAAAAGACUUAUCUUGGUUAACUGAAUAAAUACAUUGGCUUACAUUACAAUUACGAUUUGAUAUUAAGUAAAAUUAUAUGCUUAUUAUUUGUGUAAAAUGGUAAAUAUACAACAUUGCAUGCAAUAGCAUACAGUAUGCAUACCAUAAUAAAGCAGCAUCCAAACAUACUGAAAGUCUUGAU
Messenger RNA from Sinocyclocheilus grahami, 1582 nucleotides. RefSeq names its product fibrinogen like 1B (gene fgl1b). Gene Ontology annotation, molecular function: protein-macromolecule adaptor activity; extracellular matrix structural constituent. The record is from RefSeq and is a predicted model, not a curated record. The coding region runs from base 299 to 1312 and encodes 337 amino acids. NCBI's taxonomy places the organism in Eukaryota, Metazoa, Chordata, Actinopteri, Cypriniformes, Cyprinidae. The transcript has 9 exons. Gene Ontology annotation, biological process: blood coagulation, common pathway; positive regulation of heterotypic cell-cell adhesion; fibrinolysis. Gene Ontology annotation, cellular component: fibrinogen complex.